Mustela erminea (ermine) is the source of this 1136-nucleotide messenger RNA. It is a transcript of the gene HOPX, whose product is annotated as HOP homeobox. Gene Ontology annotation, molecular function: DNA binding. NCBI's taxonomy places the organism in Eukaryota, Metazoa, Chordata, Mammalia, Carnivora, Mustelidae. The record is from RefSeq and is a predicted model, not a curated record. Bases 302 to 523 code for a protein of 73 amino acids. Gene Ontology annotation, cellular component: nucleus. Gene Ontology annotation, biological process: cell differentiation; regulation of transcription by RNA polymerase II. The transcript is spliced from 3 exons.
AAGAAAGAGAGCAGGGACAAGAAGGUGGUGACGAGAAAGUUCCGUGGAACUCAGAAGUCACCGCCUGCCUUUCAGACUCGAAGAACUAGGCGGGAUGUAACCUGGGCAUACUUUCAGCUGUUCCCCUGCUGCCCACGCUGCAGGUUUUUCAGGUCCUUGCUUGAGCGAGCACUCACAGGCGUAAAUAAACGUGCUACCAGCAGCCCGCGUCAGCCAGACCGGCUAUUUAAGCGGGCUGGCAUCAGCAAACUCAGCUUCCAGAUCCAGGACUUGCCUUUGCCACUCCACCCGCGCCGGGACCAUGUCGGCGGAGACCUCGAGCGGCCCCACGCAGGACCAGGUGGAGAUCCUGGAGUACAACUUCAACAAGGUCAACAAGCACCCGGACCCCACCACGCUGUGCCUCAUCGCGGCCGAGGCCGGCCUUUCCGAGGAGGAGACCCAGAAAUGGUUUAAGCAGCGUCUGGCUCAGUGGCGGCGAUCGGAAGGCCUGCCUUCAGAGUGCAGAUCCGUGACAGACUGAGGAGAUGGUGGGCACUGGCAGCUGCCCUCCAUGAAGACCAUCCGCCAUUUCUCUCCUCGGCUUAACCCAGCUUUUUGGUUUUUCAGUGUAGUGCUGUGUGUUCCACUGUUAGCUGUCCUGCUAUUUAACACAACAUUGUAUUUUUUUAAUGUACAUAACCAGAAAAGAAAGUAACUGUAGGCAAAUCCAUGUAGCUUCUGUGUAAAGCAGUGGCUUGGCUGGGAAGCGGUGGGGCUUGCAUUUCCUUUUGGUUCUUGAUAAUAGAUGGUGUGAAAAUCAUCUAAGUUUGCCUUUUACCAUCACAUCUCAGUACCAAUUUAUUUUUACCAUCCAUUUCAGAGUAGGCAAGGCCUCUGUUGAAAACAUAACAUGAGGAAAACAACUUAGGGAAGUAGAGUCAGAAGGAAAUGCUUCCUCCCUCAUGUUAAGUUUAUGAAAGAACCCAGUCAGGCUGGGAGUCAAAAACCCCAACUGGCAGAAGACCAAGUAACAGGAAAAAGAUCCACAGAAGUCUUCGAUUUACCUUAUUUAAAUGUAUUUGUUAAAUUUAUUUUACUAAACAAAGUGAACGGCUUUUUGUCUCUGAAAUAUUCUAAAUAAAAACUUUUUUGGU